This is a messenger RNA of Staurois parvus, 1620 nucleotides long. The record is from the annotation of a GenBank genome assembly. Lineage: Eukaryota; Metazoa; Chordata; Amphibia; Anura; Ranidae.
AUGGUGGCUCAUGAUGAAAUUGGAGGUCUGUUGCCUAUCAAAAGGACUAUUCAGGUCAUAGCAGUUCAGAAUCCAGCUUCGAAGGAGUUCGAGGAACCCAGCAAUAAGAGAGUACGGCCUCUUGCACGUGUAACAUCGUUAGCAAAUUUAAUAUCUCCUGUGAGAAAUGGCGCAGUUCGGCGCUUUGGCCAAACUAUCCAGUCAUUCACCAUGCGUGCUGACAACAAGUCUCCAAACAGUACAAGCAAGGCCUGUAGCAAGAUGGCUGCCCCUACCCCUCCAAAAAGAAGGAAUAGCAUUCUGUGGUCUGAGAUGUUAGAUGUCAAUAUGAAAGAAACACUGAGCACCAAAGAAAUUAAACGACAGGAGGCUAUUUAUGAAAUGACCAGAGGGGAGCAAGACCUGAUUGAAGACCUCAAGUUGGCAAGAAAGGCCUACCAUGAUCCAAUGUUGAAACUAUCCAUUAUGUCAGAGGAGGAGCUUGCACAGAUAUUUGGAGACCUUGAUGCUUACAUACCUCUACAUGAAGAAUUUCUUGCAAAACUUAGAGAUGCAACAAGGGCAGACGGGACUGUUGGGCAAAUCGGCCAUAUUCUUGUUAAUUGGCUACCUCGUUUAAAUGCAUACAAGAGGUAUUGCAGUAACCAGCUUGCUGCCAAAGCUCUGCUAGACCAAAAGAAGUUGGACAGGCGUGUUCAGGACUUUCUGCAGCGAUGUCUGGAAUCGCCAUUUAGUCGCAAGCUAGACCUCUGGAGCUUUCUUGAUAUUCCCAGAAGCCGCUUGGUGAAAUAUCCCCUGCUACUGAAAGAGAUUCUUCGACACACUCCUAACGAGCAUCCUGAUGGCAAGAGUUUGGAAGAAGCUCUGUGCUUAAUCCAAGGAGUGCUUGCAGACAUUAACUUGAAAAAGGGAGAGUCUGAAUGUCAGUAUUACAUUGACAAGCUGGAGUAUCUGGAUGACAAACAAAGAGAUCCCCGGAUAGAAUCAAGCAAAUCCCUUCUAUGUCAUGGCGAGCUGAAGAAUAAAAAUGGCCAUAAGCUGUACCUCUUCAUGUUUCAAGAUAUUCUGGUUCUAACACGUCCGAUUACACGGAACGAGCGUCAGUACUAUCAAGUGUACAGACAACCAAUUCCUGUCCGUGAGCUGGUGCUGGAGGAUCUUCAAGAUGGUGACGUGAGGAUGGGUGGCUCCUUUAGAGGGGCCUUUAGCAAUUCAGACAAAGCCAAAAACAUCUUCCGAGUUCGGUUUCAAGAAGCUUGCAUAGGCCAGAGUCACACUCUCCAAGCCAAUGAUGUCUUUCACAAGCAGCAGUGGUUGAACUGUAUCAGAACAGCCAUUGUCCCAUAUCAGAAUGCUUCACCAACUGAACUAAAAGAACUCCCUGACCUCAGUGAGGAAUGUGAAGAAAAUCAUCCCCCAGCUCAGAACACAAAUGCCCAGCGAAGGUCAUCUACCAUAUCUGGCAUUGUAGAAAUGGACCUUGAAGAAAAUGCAGACAGCUCUGUUGUGGGCUCACCAGAAGAUCCGAAGCCAGGGAAACUCCAAAGAGCUUUGACAGGAAGCCGGAAAACUCGAGACAAAACACAACAGAGCAUUAAAAGAAAAGAAACAUUAGUAUAA